Messenger RNA from Harpia harpyja (harpy eagle), 2622 nucleotides. RefSeq names its product syntrophin beta 2 (gene SNTB2). Gene Ontology annotation, molecular function: protein binding; structural molecule activity. Lineage: Eukaryota; Metazoa; Chordata; Aves; Accipitriformes; Accipitridae. Gene Ontology annotation, cellular component: intracellular anatomical structure; synapse; dystrophin-associated glycoprotein complex. The coding region runs from base 37 to 1500 and encodes 487 amino acids. The transcript is spliced from 7 exons. The record is from RefSeq and is a predicted model, not a curated record.
CCUUCUCCCGGUGAACGGCGGCGAGCGGCGAGCGGCAUGGCCGUGUGGACCCGCGCCUGUAAAGCGGGGCUGCUGGAGCUGCUGCUACGGGAACGUUGGGUGCGGGUAGCGGCGGAACUGAGCGGCGAAGCGUUGAGCCUGACGGCGGAACCGGGAGGCGGCGAGACGGCGGUGCUUAACGGCGUGGUUAACGGCAACGCGGAGGCGGCGCCCGGUUGCGUGCGGAGGGUGCGGGUGGUGAAGGCGGAGGCGGGAGGGCUCGGUAUCAGCAUCAAGGGAGGUCGGGAGAAUCGUAUGCCGGUGCUCAUCUCGCGUAUCUUCCCGGGGCUGGCGGCGGAACGGAGCGGGGCGCUCCGUCUGGGCGACGCCAUCCUCGCCGUUAACGGCGUCGAUCUCCGGGAUGCCACCCACGAUCAAGCCGUCCAGGCGCUGAAGAGAGCCGGCAGGGAGGUCAUCCUCGAAGUGAAGUUCAUGCGGGAGGUGACCCCCUACAUCAAGAAGCCCUCGCUGGUGUCGGACCUGCCGUGGGAGGGGGCCGCCCCGCAGUCGCCCAGCCUGAGCGGCAGCGAGGACUCAGGCUCCCCCCAGCACCAGGGCCCCCGCGACCGCAAGGUGAUCCCCCUGAAGAUGUGCUUCGCCGCCAGGAACCUCAGCAUGCCCGACCUGGAGAACCGGCUGAUCGAGCUGCACUCGCCGGACAGCAGGAACACCCUGAUCCUGCGCUGCAAGGACACGGCGACGGCGCACUCCUGGUUCACGGCCCUGCACGCCAACAUCACCGCCCUGCUCCCCCAGGUCCUGGCCGAGCUCAACGCCAUGCUGGGCACCGGCGGCGCCGCGGCCGGCGGCAGGGAGGUGAAGCACAUCGCCUGGCUGGCUGAGCAGGCGCGCCUGGACGGAGGGCGGCAGCAGUGGCGGCCGGUCCUCAUGGCGGUGACGGAGAAAGACCUGCUGCUGUACGACGGCAUGCCCUGGACCAGGGACGCCUGGGCUUCCCCCUGCCACAGCUACCCGCUGGUGGCUACCAGGCUGGUCCACUCGGGCUCGGGCCGCCGCUCGCCCUCCCUGGGCUCGGAGCUCACCUUCGCCACCCGGACGGGCUCUCGCCAGGGUGUGGAGAUGCACGUCUUCCGCGUGGAGACCCACCGGGACCUCUCCUCCUGGACACGCGUCCUCGUCCAGGGCUGCCACGCCGCCGCCGAGCUGGUCAAGGAAGUGACCGUGGGCUGCACGCUGGGUGGGCAGGAGGUGCAGCUCUCCAUCCACUACGAGGGCGGCUUCACCAUAUGCCGGGAAGAGCCGGGCGGCAGCGUCCUCUUCCGCUACCCCUACGAGAGGCUGAAGAUGUCGGCAGACGACGGCAUCAGGACCCUCUACCUGGACUUCGGGGGCCCCGAGGGGGAGCUGGCGCUGGACCUGCACUCCUGCCCCAAGCCCAUCGUCUUCAUCCUGCACACCUUCCUCUCGGCCAAAGUCACCCGCAUGGGGCUGCUGGCGUAGGCGGCCCCGGCCCCCACCACAAACCAGCCGGGGACAGCGGAGGGGCCCCCCCCCUCGCCCCUCCAGCCCCACCAGUGCCUUGCCGGGGCUGGGACUCGCUGCCCCGAGAGCCGCCGGGGAUAUGGCAGGACGGCUGUGCCGGCAUGGGGGUGAGCCUCUCCUGCUCCGUGCUGGCGGUCCCGGCCCCCCCCCCCCCCCAGCACAAGGGGGGGCCGGGGCACAGACACCAGCUUUAACCCCCCCCGGGGCCUGAAGCCAUCACUGAUCUCACCGCCUGUGCCUUGGAGCGGGGCGAGCCUGGCCCCCUCCCCCCCAAUUGGGGGACCCCCGGUGUUCCCCCCACCCACGUUGGGGGGAGCCAGCGCCCUCCCUGCCUUGGGGCUCCCCCCAAACGGGGUCACAUUGUCCCUGCAUGGGACGGGGCUUGGGCCACGAAGCCCCCCCCGGCAUUGCUGCAGCAUGGGAUCCCCUUGCCCCGCUCAGGGUGGGGAACACACACUUGUCUUACUGGGGGCCCUCGCGGGGACGGACGGGGCUGCCCCCAGCCCCGGGUUGCUCAUCCCUGGGGGGGGGCAGGCAGGGUGCAGCCCCCCGACCCCCCCCCGCUGCCCCCAAACCUCCCAAAGCUGGAAAACAAAUCUGCCCCGGGGCAGAGGGGCUGGGGGCUGCCUGGGGAGCCCCCCGGGGCUGCCCCCAGGGCUUCCCCCUGCCCCCCACUGCAGCCUGUGCCCCCCUGCCCGGGAGCUGCUGCGUGGGUCCGGCCCCGCGCUGCCGGGGGGGCUCGCAGGCCCCUCGUGGGUUUGGGGCAGGACGUGUAGAUUGAUGCACUUUUGCUUUUUGUACUUUCCCUCCCCCCGGGAGGGGGGGCAGCUCCUGCACCCCAGGGUGCUGGGGGGAGCCCCGGCCAUGGUGGGAGUGGGACCCCCCCCGGGCUCCCCCCUCCCGGCUGAGGCCCUGUUACCCCCUCAGCCAAACUCUGCACAUUUUUCUGCUUCCCAUGGGGUUGUGCUGGCUGGGUGCUGGGGGGGGGGGGGGUCUGGUGGGGUGCCAGGGGGUGCCAGCCCCCGGCCUGGGGUUGUGGCUUGCACACAGGCACUACAGGUCCUGCCCCCCCCCUCCGCC